AUGAUAUAUAUCCUGAGUCUUGAUUGGUCUUCUGGCAUUGAAACAUUGAAAUGCGUUGACCGUGUAGACCUUACACUUAGUGGUUCUUUUGCCGAUAUGAUUUUAACAUCGAAUGCUUCUGCAGCAGAGAGGAAUGACACCAUUUCACUGUUUGUAUUGACCAAUCCCGGGCAAUUGCAUUUUUAUGACAAUGCUUGCUUGUCUGACUUGAAGUCUGGCCCAGAGAAGAAGCAUCAUGUUCAUGCUGUUGAAUAUCCUGUAGUCAUACCUACUGUUGAACCAAACAUGACUGUGGGAAAGCUCAGGUUGGUAAGCACAGAAGAGAGCUUUUCACGGGCUCUCACAGAGACAGUAUCGGCUGCAAAACUUCAAGAUGCCAUGACUACAAGGAGUACAAAGUGGCCUCUGACUGGAGGUAUUCCCAGUCAGCUGUCUUUUGGGGAAGAGAAUAGAAUUGAGCGAAUAUACAUAGCAGGCUACCAAGAUGGGUCUGUCCGAGUAUGGGAUGCCACAUUUCCAGUUCUGUCAUUCAUGUUUGUUUUAGGACAUGAGGUGGAAGGUAUCGAAAUUGCUGGUGCAAGUUCAUCAAUAUCAGCAUUGGACUUUUCCUCCACCACUUUAAGUUUAGCUAUUGGCAAUGAAGGUGGUCUGGUUCGUAUACACAGUUUAUCUGGGAGUUUUGGUGGAAUGAACUUUCAAUUUGUAACAGAAGCCAAACGUGAAGUUCACAAAGUCCCCCUUGAGCACAGACUUCAGUGUAUAGCGGCAUUUUCCAUCCUUAAGUCUCCUGUACGCACCCUGCAAUAUUUGAAUAAUGGGGUCAGACUUGCUGUGGGAUUUGAAUGUGGUCAGGUCGCAGUGCUUGAUAUAAGUACGUUGUCAGUUUUGUUUCUUACAGACUCUGUAUCGGCUUCAAGUUCUGCAGUCAUUUCUGUGGCUUUGAAAACAUACCCAAAAACAAGUAGCGACAAUCUGAACCACCAUGAAAAGGAAAUGUUGAAUGAAUCUUCCAGGGAGGUGGCUUUCAUCUUGACCAGAGAUGCACAUAUCAUUGUUAUGGAUGGAAUCACUGGGAAUAUGAUCAGCUCUCAGCCAAUGCACCCAAGGAAAGAGUCAACAGCAGUUUCCAUGUAUAUUUUAGAGAGCAAUGUUUCUAACACCAAAGCAUUUGAAAAGCAAUCACCAAUCUCCUCUCAGGAUGUUGAAGCUAAAAGUGAACUUGUGCAAACCAAUUCUCAAUAUCAAAGUGAUUCAACAGAGGUUGAAUAUGACACCUCUAGUGAAGCCAAAUGCUUGGGGCAGAGAUAUACGGACUCACUUAUUUUACUUUGUUGUGAGGAUGCAUUGUGCCUAUACUCCUCAAAUUUUGUUAUUCAGAACAUCAGCAGGCGCACUGCAGAGCUACAAAGUGGGGCUGAGAAUUUUGCAUCAAUGGCUGAUGAGCUUGUCAAGACAAUGCAAAACCGGAAAUGGUGGCAUAUAUGA
Molecule: messenger RNA, 1485 nt
Organism: Ilex paraguariensis (yerba mate)
Lineage: Eukaryota; Viridiplantae; Streptophyta; Magnoliopsida; Aquifoliales; Aquifoliaceae
Source: the annotation of a GenBank genome assembly